UACCCUCCCUUCCCUCAACCCCAUAUGCAUUCAAAACCUUUUGAAUGAAAAGAGCCAUUGCACAUUUAUAACAACAUCAAUUCUUCCAUUACUCCAUGCAUAUAAAGGAUUAGUCAAAUCCCGAAAACGCAAGGGGGAAUCGAUGGAUAUCCGCAGGGAAGAAGAAUCAAGAAAUGGUAUUCGUGAAUCGUACAGGGAACCAGAUGAAGGGAUCCAAGUUCCUCUCCUGGAGAACCAACCACCUCCAGCCGGGGCCAAACCACCAAAAACUCGGGCGCGGAAGGUCGUCCGGAAGGCAUUCAAAGGAACAGCCCAUCUCUCCAAUCUCCUCCCCACGGGCUCCGUUCUUGCUUUCCAGGUUCUCUCCCCCGUCUUCACCCAUGAAGGCAAAUGCAAAUCCAUCGUCAGCCGAAGCACCACCCUCGGUCUCCUCGGAUUCUGCGCUGCCUCGUGCUUUUUCUUGUGUUUUACGGACAGCUUCAGAGACGAGCGGGGCAAGGUCCGGUACGGCCUGGCCACCUUCCGGGGCCUCUGGGUCAUUGACGGCUCAUCCUGUGCUCUUCCACCGCAGGAAGCCGAGAAAUUUCGGCUCCGGUUCGUGGAUUUUUUCCAUGCCUUAUUGUCCAUUGUGGUUUUCGCGGCUGUGGCGAUGCUGGAUAAGAAUGUGAUGCACUGCUUCUAUCCCUCCCCGUCAGACGAGACCCUGGAAAUUCUGACGACCUUGCCGGUGGCAGUGGGGGUGAUCUGCAGCCUGUUCUUCCUUUUGUUCCCGACCAAGCGCCAUGGAGUUGGAUUCCCUCUGUCACCCCGUUAGUUAAUCGAUAUGAUCCUGAACUGAAAUUCUUGGCAUAUAAAUUUCAAUGUCCGUUCUUCUUUUGGCCCAUGAGAACAUAAAUUGAUCUGAAAUUGUUGUCGGAGAAUGUUAAAUGUUAGA
Sesamum indicum (sesame) is the source of this 934-nucleotide messenger RNA. RefSeq names its product transmembrane protein, putative (DUF679 domain membrane protein 7) (gene DMP7). NCBI's taxonomy places the organism in Eukaryota, Viridiplantae, Streptophyta, Magnoliopsida, Lamiales, Pedaliaceae. Gene Ontology annotation, biological process: endomembrane system organization. The record is from RefSeq and is a predicted model, not a curated record.